Molecule: messenger RNA, 12853 nt
Organism: Thamnophis sirtalis
Lineage: Eukaryota; Metazoa; Chordata; Lepidosauria; Squamata; Natricidae
Source: RefSeq, a predicted model, not a curated record
AGAAGGCUGCCUCUCCUCUAGCUCCUUCGGCAACUUUUCAGCUACCUUGAACUUCUCGGAAGAGCCGCCGCCGCGAGCGGCCAUCGUCAUGCGCUUUCCCCAACCGGCUCGGCGCUGUACACCGUCCUCCUCGGAAGAGCCAACCAGACAAAGGGAGAGUUGGUAGAAGAUUUGGAGGAACUCUCCUUUCCUGCAAUACCAGGCUCUGCAAUGGCUCCAAGGAAGCUUUUUGUGAACGUUGCCCUCUGCUUAGCAUUCUUCCUGGCUUGUGAUGGGAAUUUGGAGAAAGGCAAUGGAUCCCUUUUACACUUUACCUAUCCUCUUUAUAACACUUCAAUCUAUGAAAACUCAGCACCCAAAACUUACAUGGAGAGCUAUGUCAAAAUGGGCAUAUACAUCACAGACCCAGAAUGGGAUAUCAAAUAUAAAAUAGUUUCUGGGGACACUAGUGGUCUCUUUAAAGCUGAGGAAUAUAUUGUUGGAGAUUUCUGUUUUUUGAGAAUUAGAACCAGGAGUGGUAACACUGACCGGUUGAACAGGGAGUUCAAAGACAAGUAUCUUUUAAUAAUCCAUGCCACAGAGAAAACAUUUGCCUACGAGACAUGGACCAAGGUACUGGUCCAAAUUCUUGACAGAAAUGACCUAAAGCCUCUAUUCUCACCUCCUUCUUAUAAAGUGACAGUUGAGGAAGACACAGCUCCAAAAACCACGAUUGGUUCGAUCAGUGCCACAGAUGCUGAUAUUGGCCAGAAUGCAGAAUUCUAUUAUGUACUAAGUACAAGGUCACAAUUGUUUACCAUUCAUCCCACCAGUGGAAUAAUCAUGAGUGCUGUGAGACUGAAUGCUACCCACAGAGGGAAACACCAGUUAAAGGCCUUGGCUGUGGACAGAAUGAGGAAGAUCUCUGAAGGAAAUGGUUUUGGAAACAUGGCCAGUCUUACUAUCCUGGUGGAACCAUCUACCAGGAAACCACCUGUUAUUGCUUCAGUGAAGCCAGUUGAUUCUGCUGAAGAGCUCUUUUAUGCUACUUUAAGUGUAAAAACUGAUGGCUCGGGAUCUGGGGUAGAUUCUGUUGAUAUUGUGGAUGGAGACCCAAGAGGGCAUUUCCGAGCCAUAAGAUCAUACAUGGGAAGUGAUGACUUCAUGAUAGUGUCAGACAAAGAGAUCAAUUGGAGCAACAGUCCAGUUGGUUUCAAUCUCAGCUUGCAGGCUAAAGACAAGAACAAGCCACCUCUUUUUUCCCAGACUGUAUUUGUUCAAAUACAACCUUCUAAAUAUACCUUUGCCAAAUUUGAAAAAGAUAUUUAUCAAGCCCAACUCAAUGAAUUUGCGCCCCCUGGAAGUCAUGUUGCCAUGGUUCAAAUUACUCCAGUUCUCCAAAAUGUAAAAUAUAUGCUGAAACUAAGUUCUGAUAGCAUUAACUUUAACAUCAACCCACAAACUGGUCUCAUAACUACAGCAAAACAAAUAGAUUUCCAUGAACAGUCUCAUUUUGAAUUUGAAGUUACAGCCAGUUAUAGACACCUUUCUACCACUGUUAUUGUUGACGUUGUUGAUUGCAAUAAUCAUGCUCCUAGCUUCACCCAGUCUUCAUACCUCAGUACUUUCAAUGAAAAUCUGCCUCCUGGCUCAAGUGUCCUCUCAGUAAAGGCUACAGAUAAUGAUAGUGGGGAGAACAGCUUCAUUACAUACAACAUAGCCAAUCAGAGAACUGUUCCAUUUGUCAUUGACCCAUUUACAGGUGUCAUAUCUACUACUAAAUUAAUGGAUUAUGAGUUAAUGCAGAGGUGGUAUUAUUUGCGUAUCUGGGCAUCAGAUUCAGGAUCUCCUUUUCGUCAUCAGACUGAAGUUUAUGUUUCCCUCAUUCUGAAUAACCUAAAUGAUAAUGUGCCAGUAUUUGAGAAGAUUAACUGCAAUGGAAGCAUUCCAUGGGAUUUACCUAUUGGGCAUUCUGUGUUCACAGUUUCAGCCAUUGAUCGGGAUGAACUAAACCCCAUAAAAUAUGAAAUCAAGUCUGGCAAUGAAGGACAGUUUUUUGAAUUGAAUCCUGUGUCUGGUGUUAUUUCCCUUAGAGCACAUUUCAAGGAUCUCCACUACCAGUCACUCCUACCAAUCUCCUACACUCUCAAAAUAAGCGCUACUGAUGGAAAUAAUACUGCGUCCCCAGCAUGUAUAAAUAUUACUGUGGUAAACCAAGAAACCUCUCUCUCUUUUCAAUGUGAGGAAACGGGGGUGCUCAAGGAACUGGCUAGCACCAUAAUCCAUCUUGCUGACUCGCCAUCUCCAGACCACCAGGAAGAAGCUUCCUCCUUGAAUACAUAUCUUAUAAACCAUCAUGCACCACAGUUUGAUGACACCUUUCCACGGUCUAUUGAUAUACCAGAGACAACCCCAGUUAACUCUACCAUUGCUCAGUUGACAGCAAUAGACAGUGAUGCUGGCUUUAAUGGAAAGAUGGUCUAUGUCAUCUCUUCAGGAAAUGAGGAGAGCUGUUUUGAUAUUGACACAGAAACAGGUCUGUUGCUGGUACUUUCUCCUUUGGACCAUGAAAGAACAAGUUUCUAUGUGCUUAACAUCACCGUAUAUGAUCUCGGCAGUCCUCAGAAGUCAACAUGGAAAUUAUUAGCUGUGAAUGUUCUGGAUGAAAAUGAUAAUGCACCUACAUUUUUGCAAAGCAGAUAUUUAAUAACUAUACCAGAGGACGUAAAAAUGGGUACAACAGUUGCUGUGUUGACAGCUAAUGAUGCUGAUACAAAUGAUAACAGCAGAAUGAAAUAUUCCUUUCUCUCGCACAGUGAUAAAUUUGCUAUCAACAGUGUUACUGGAGAAGUAGUAGUGACUGCUACUCUUGAUAGAGAAUUGGAGCCUCAGUACAUAUUAAAAGUUGAAGCCAGAGACCAGCCACAAAAGGGUCAUCAACUCUUUGCAAUUGCUGAUCUGGUUAUUUCUUUGGAAGAUGUAAAUGACAAUUCUCCCUUCUGUAUCCCAGCCUUGAACAAGAUGAAUGUUCCUGAGGACUUGCCUUUGGGGACCACCCUCCUCUUCCUGGAAGCCUUUGAUCCAGAUAUUACUUCCGAGGGAAAGCUGAAAUACAGUCUGAUCAGUGAUCAUGAAAAUAUGUUUCAUCUGAAUGAAUUUACAGGGUCUUUAACAUUGGAAAAAGAAUUGGAUUAUGAAAAAAUGGACUUUUAUAAUCUCUCUGUGAAGAUCAGUGAUGCUGGGAUGCCCUAUUCUCUCUCUUCUCUCUGCUACAUUGAGAUAAAUGUUUUGGACAUUAAUGAAAAUCUGCACCCUCCUUCCUUUGAUUCUUUUGUGUAUGAAGGAUCAGUGAAAGAAAACAGCCAAGAAGGGACACCUGUGAUGAGAGUAGUAGCUCAUGACAGUGAUAGAGGAAAAGAUGGACAAAUCCAGUAUUUCAUCAGAGAGGGAUCUGGCAUGGCUCUCUUCAACAUUGAAAAUGACACAGGUCUUAUUUUUACCAUGGGGCCACUCGACAGAGAAUUGUGCUCUCAUUAUUGGUUGACAGUACUUGCAGUUGAUCAAGGAUCAGUCCCCCUGUCUUCUGUGGUUGAAAUUUACAUUGAAAUCAGUGACAUCAAUGAUAAUCCACCUCAGAUGUCCAGACCUGUCUUUUAUUCCUCUGUCUUGGAGAAUUCACCAGCCAAUACUUCCAUCCUUCAAGUUGAAGCUGUUGAUCCAGAUACUGAUUCAGAGGGAAAACUGACUUUCCACAUCAUAAAUGGAAACCAUCAAGGAUUGUUUGCUAUUAAUCUAUUCACUGGUUUGAUUUACACAACUUCGCAGCAGCUAGAUCGUGAACACAAGGCUGAACAUAUCUUAGAAGUUUCAGUUUCAGACAACGGGGAUCCGGUUUUGCAGUCUAGCAGUAGAGUGGUAAUCCAAGUCCUUGAUGUGAAUGACAAUCCGCCCAGCUUCUCGCAAAAGUUGUUUAUGGUUCAGCUGCCAGAAAAAGCAGCCUCUGAAACUCCUUUGCCGGUCUACAGGGUGAUCGCUGCAGAUCGCGAUGAGGGGCUGAAUUGCCAAAUCACUUACAGCCUAGAAGAAAACAGCGAGGGACUAUUUAGCAUCCAUCCAGUGACAGGCAUAGUGUUCUCCCAAAAGGCUUUUUCUGCCCAAGAAUACAACAUACUUACAGUCAAGGCAACUGAUGGUGGCACCCCACAGCUUUCCUCCAGUGUGAGGCUUCACAUUGACUGGAUCCCAAAGCCCUUUCCCUCCUCAGAGCCAUUAGCUUUUGAUGAACCUCAUUUCAACUUUGCAGUCAUGGAAACAGAUCCUGUGAACGACAUGGUGGGAGUGAUCAGUGUUGAUGCUGGGCUCAGCCAGAUCUGGUUUAAUAUCACAGGUGGUGAUGAUGCUAUGAAUUUUGACAUCGAGAAGAGCACUGGCAGCAUUGUUAUUGCUAGAACUCUAGAUGCAAAGGAAAGAUCAAACUACAAUCUCACCAUAGAGGUCACAGAUGGAUCAAGCAUCAUUAAGACACAGGCUUACAUCCAUGUGAUUGACAUUAACCAGUAUCCACCACGGUUUUUGGAGUACCACUAUGAGGCUCACAUUCCAGAAGACACGCCUCCUGGGACAGAAUUCCUGGGCGUCAGUGCAGCGGACCAAGAUCAUGGGAAAGGAUUGAUCUACACCCUCCAUAGCAGCUUAGAUCCUAGAAGCCUGAAACUCUUUCAAAUAGACCCAAGCCGUGGCACGCUUGUGACGGUAUCAGACCUUGAUGCUCAAUCCAUGCCAUUACAUACUUUGACAGUGAUGGUACGAGACCAAGAUGUCCCUAUCAAGAGAGACUUUGCCCGAAUUGUCAUUCAUAUUGAGGGCUGUAACAGUCACGCUCCACAAUUCACCAGCCUCCAUUAUAAAGCAGAAAUUCUGGAUGUGUCUCCGAUUGGCACAGAAGUUGUGCAAGUCCGUGCCCUGGAUCCAGAUCAAGGAGUUAAUGCUGAAGUCCACUAUUGCUUUGAAGCAGGGAAUAACAAUGACUUUUUCACCAUCAACAAGUUAUCUGGAAUUAUUACAGUUUCUCAGAAGUUAGAUCAAUCCAAGCAAGAAAGAUUUACUCUCACAGUAAAAGCAGAAGAUCAAGGAUUUCCCCAGCUGAAAGAUUCAACUACUGUGAACAUUUAUAUUAAGCCUUCUGAUGCUACUCCUCCACACUUUACAGAAGAAGAAUAUGUUGUAGAGAUCAGUGAAUCUGCAAUCAUUGGCUCUCCAGUAAUCCUUGUUUCGGCUACAAGCUCUUCAUUUGUUACUUACGAAAUAAAAGCUGGAGAUAAAGAUGGCUUCUUUUCUAUCAAUUAUCAAUCUGGACUUAUCUCUACCCAGAAGAGCUUAGAUUUUGAACAAACUUCAUCUUACCAACUGAAAAUUCGGGGCACCAACAUGGCAGGAUCAUUUACGGAUGUUCCAGUGUUUGUUUAUCUCAUAGACCAAAAUGACAACCUGCCUAUCUUUGAUAAGCCUUCUUUUAUUGGUUGGAUCGAUGAGAAUAUUCCAUUUGGUAGCAUAGUUAUGGAUGAAAACAAUGUACCACUAGUGAUAAAUGCAACAGAUGCUGACCAAGAUUCUAAUGCUUUGUUGAUUUAUGAAAUUUUGGAGACAGAAGCCGUGACCUUUUUCAAAAUAGACCAAAAUGUGGGCACUCUUACUACUUGUGCUGAUAUAGAUUAUGAACAUAAUGCAGUUUUUCACUUUGGUGUCCAUGUACAUGACAGUGGCAACCCCAUUUUGUUUGCUUCCAAACCUGUUCAAGUCACCAUUUAUAUCAGAAAUAUAAAUGACUGUCCCCCAGUAUUUACCAAAAGUUUGUAUAACCUUUCUGUGAUACUUCCUAUUCAUGAUGGUAUGGAACUUUUAAAAGUUAAUGCAGAAGAUGCAGACUCUGAAGUAAUCUACGAUAUAGCUGAAGGGAACCCUACGAAUACUUUCUUCAUCCACAAAACAACUGGUGUUAUCUCUGUGCUAAAUCAUACUAAUGUAGGAAACUAUCAUGAACUUACAAUUAGAGCUGGAGAUGGUUUAUACGUGGCCAGUACAUUGGUCAGACUACAUUUUACUGAACCGCAGGACAGCAUUUUAAAGUUUGAUCAAGAUGUGUAUUUAGCUACAGUAAAGGAAAAUUCCACAGAAGUUCAGAUUAUUAUUGUUCUUGGUGUUAUUGGGAAUCAACUGAAUGAACCACUUCUUUACUCUCUCUUGAAUGGCACCGAGUGGUUCAGAAUGAUUCCAUCUUCAGGAGUGCUACAGACCAAGAACGUGAAGUUUGAUCGUGAAAUUCAAGAUGUGUAUGAAAUAGCAGUGGAAGUAAAAGAUAUUAGAAAUCCACCGGGGGUAUCUCAAGCAAUUGUAAGAAUAAUAGUGGAUGAUAUUAAUGAUAAUCCACCCCAGUUUGAAAACCUACCUUAUUAUAUAGCAAUACAGGCUAGCACUGAGCCAGGUGAUAUUAUCUUUAGGGUUUCUGCAACAGAUCAGGAUCUGGGAAAUAAUAGAGUCAUUUUUUACUCCUUUGUAGAUGACUACCAGCUUUUCUGGAUUGACCCCCAUUCAGGAGACAUCUCACUCAAAGGACCACUUGAUUUCCAAACUUUAAAUAAAUACACACUGAGUGUUAUUGCCCGAGAUGCCGGUGAGCCUCCCUUGUAUGCUGAGGAAGAGAUUACCAUAAUGGUAAAGAACAAAUCUAGCCCCCUGUUCCAAAAUCUCUUCUAUGCUGCAAAGGUGCCUGAAAGCAGUCCACCCUACACACCCAUUCUCCACCUCCAGGCCCGAAGCCCUGAAGGCUUACGCUUGAUAUAUAACAUUGUGGAAAAAGACGCUCUCAGACUCUUCCAUAUUGAUUUCAAGACUGGCAUGCUUAUGGCCACAAGCCAACUGGAUUAUGAAUCUGAUACAAAACAUACGUUUACUGUCAGAGCUACAGAAACAGCAGCGGGUUCCUAUUCAGAAGCCAUUGUGGAAGUUCAUGUUGAGGAUGUCAAUGAUAAUUUUCCUUUAUUUUCACAGACUGUUUAUACUGUGUCUGUCUCAGAAGAUGUGCCAGCUCAUACCCCUGUAAUUCAGCUCUUGGUUACUGAUCAAGAUUCAGGGUUGAACAAACUCGUUUCGUAUCAAAUUUUAGAGGAUCGCUCGGAUGCCUCAAAGGUCUUUAGCAUUGAUGGCACCACUGGUGAAAUAUCAACAACUCGGGGUCUAGAUUAUGAAAUGAACCGUGAAUUUCAUAUUAAAGUGAGAGCCAUGGACCAUGGGCUGCCCCCACUCAGCAGUGAAGUUGUUGUGAUAGUCAACGUGCUAGAUAUCAACGACAACCCACCGAAAUUCAGUCAACUUCAGUAUCAGGCUAAUGUGAGUAAAAUGGCCAGCUGCAGUCAGGUUGUCGUAAAGGUCCAGGCUUUUGAUCCUGACAUCAGAGAUACUCCUAGACUGGAAUAUAUGAUACUUUCAGGAAAUGAGAAAAGGCAUUUCACAAUUGACAGCACUUCUGGUAUCAUUUCUACACAAAACCACUGCAAAAAAAAUCUGGAAUCUUUUUACAGUCUUAGGGUUUCUGCUUCGGAUGGAGUUUUUAAGACUACUGUGCCGGUCUACAUCAACACAACUAACGUAAACAAAUAUAGCCCAGCAUUUCAGCAGGAUGUUUAUGAAGCCGUAUUAGCUGAAAAUGCAAAAGUAGGAACUAAAGUGAUUGAGCUGUCAGCUAUUGACCCAGAUGAUGGCCCUUAUGGCACCAUAAGUUAUAUCAUCAUAAACAAGCUUGGUCAAGAGAAAUUUCUAAUAGACGACAAGGGGCGCAUUGAAACAUUGCAGAAACUGGACAGAGAAAAUUCUACAGAAAGAGUUGUUGAUAUUAAAAUCAUGGCCAAGGAUGGGGGAGGAAAGGUGGCGUUUUGCACUGUCAAAAUAAUACUUACAGAUGAAAAUGACAAUCCACCUCGGUUCAAAGCUUCUGAAUACUUUUUGUCUGUCCAGUCCAAUAUGAGAAAGGGGUCUCCAGUCAUUCAAGUUUUAGCUUAUGACGCCGAUGAAGGAGUAAAUGCUGAUGUCACCUACUCUGUUGAUACAGUGGAGGAAGUCAUUGCAGACGAUGUGAUUGAGAUUAACACUGUCACAGGUGUUGUCGUAGUCAAGGAGAGUCUCAAGGGACUAGAAAACAGAACAGUGAAAUUUAGAGUCAAAGCUGAAGAUGCCAAGCCUCCCCACUGGCAUUCAGUUGUCCCAGUGAAGCUUCAAGUUGUUCCAAGGGAAGUGUCUUUGCCAAGAUUUUCUGAGCCAUUAUAUACCUUCUCAGCAUCUGAAGAUCUCCCAGAAGGUUCAGAAAUAGGAUUAGUUCGAGCUAUAGGAAAAGAACCCAUCAUCUACAGUCUGGUAGAAGGAACCUCUGCUGAAAGUAAUGAGGAAGAGAUAUUCACUUUGGAUAAGCAAACGGGGGCCCUGACUGUUCAGAAGGCAAUGGACUAUGAAAAGAUGAAAUGGUACCAAGUAGAUGUCUUGGCUCAUUCUUCAUAUAAGAAUACCAAGUUGGUCUCUUUAGUAUCCAUAAACAUCCACGUAAAAGAUGUCAAUGAUAACAAACCUAUUUUUGAAGCAGAUCCUUACAGAGCUUUUGUUAUGGAGAACAUGCCAGCAGGGACUCCUGUGAUUCAGGUAACUGCUAACGACCAGGAUACUGGAAGUGAUGGGCAAGUGACCUAUAGCCUAGGAUCAGAAUUAAGCUACAUCAGAGAUCUCUUCACCAUUGAUAGUGAAAAUGGCUGGAUUAUGACCCUUAAAGAACUAGACUGUGAAGUUCAGAAAAGCUACAGAUUUUUUGUUGUGGCUUCAGAUCAUGGAAAGAAGAUCCAACUUUCUUCUCAAACUCUAGUAGAAGUCACUGUCACUGAUGAAAAUGAUAAUGCUCCAGAAUUCUCCAAAAUUUUUUACAAAGGAUCGGUUGUUGAGAAUGCUGAGCCUGGGCAGAUGAUUACCAUUCUUAAUACUAUUGACAGAGAUCUUUCAGAAGAAAAUAGACAGGUUGUGUGUUACAUCACUGAAGGAGAUGUUCUGGGGCAAUUUGGUGUCAGUGAAGUUGAUGGGAAAUGGAAGGUUUUUUCCAAGAAGUCUCUGAACAGGGAAGAAACAGAAAAAUAUCUGCUCAGAGUCAUGGUAUCUGAUGGAAAAUUUCAAGCAGCCACAGAAGUGGAGAUUUUAGUCCUUGAUGUUAACGAUAACAGCCCUGAAUGCAAGCAGGUACUAUACGAAGGGAAAGUUACAGAGGAUGCAUCCCAAGGAUUUUCUAUUCUUAAAGUGUUGGCUACAGAUGUUGAUGCCGGUAGCAAUGGUCAGAUCACUUACAGCCUACAUGGCAUUGGUGCUGAGGUUUUUAGACUGGACUCUCAUACAGGAGAACUGACUACUUCUACAUUAUUGGACCGGGAACUGAAAUCGAAGUAUCACCUUGUUGUCAAGGCAACAGAUGGAGGAGGGCGUUUUUGCCAGAUGGAAAUUGUUGUGCACGUAGAGGAUACAAAUGACAAUGCUCCCAAGUUCUAUCCCAGUCAUUGUGCUGUAGCCAUAUAUGAUAAUAUAUCAAUAAAAACGCCCAUUGCCGUUGUCUUUGCAAAGGAUCCUGAUGAAAGUUUCAAUGGCGAGGUGAGAUAUCACCUUGCUGAGUCAGCUAACGGCCAUUUUUCAGUGGAUGAGGUAACUGGUGUAGUCCUUCUAGAGAAGCCUCUGAAGGAAUCCCCUUCAGUUCUGGAGUUGUCUGUGUUGGCCAAGGACAGGGGGGUUCCACAGUCCCUCUCUUCGUUUACAACUGUGACUGUCUCGGUCGUGGAUCUAAAAGAAUAUCUGCCAGUAUUUCUCAGCACAGAAUACUUAGUUGAGGUAAUGGAGAAUGUGUCUGUUGGGACAGAAGUUUUGAAUCUAUCUACCUUGACAAGAAGUACCGUUGCAAACACAGAGAUUAGAUAUGAAAUCACAAGUGGAAAUGAUCUCGGGAAGUUCAGGCUCCAUUCAAGCACAGGCCUCCUGUACGUUAAUGGAACUCUGGAUUUUGAAGUUGCCCAUGAAUAUUAUUUAACCAUCGAAGGUAUAAGAAAAACUUCUACAUCUUUCAGUGAUGUCACAAUGGUUGUGAUCAACAUCACAGACGUAAAUGAUCACAUGCCAGAAUUUGGCCAAGAUCUCUAUAUUGCCAACAUCAGUGAGGAUGCAGCCAUUGGUGAAAUAGUGCUCACGGUUUUAGCUAAUGAUGAGGAUGGCUCAAUGAACAAUCACAUCACAUAUUCUAUUGUGGAAGGAAAUCCAUUAGGUCAUUUCAUGAUUGAUCCCAAAGCUGGAGAAAUCUAUACUGCCAAACGCUUGGACAGAGAAGAAAUAUCCAGCUAUUCUCUCAAAAUCCAAGCCAUGGACAAUGGAGAGACAACUCUUUCCAGUGACACCACUGUACUCAUUCAUGUGUCUGAUGUUAAUGACAAUCCACCUAGGUUUUUUCAGCUCAAUUACAGUGUUGUAGUUCAGGAGAACUCUGCAGUUGGCACCAGUGUUCUGGAGCUAAUCAUGAGUGACAGAGAUUCUCCAGAGAAUGGACCACCAUACAAUUUUCAAAUUGUUGAGGGAAAUGAAGGAAAGGCAUUCCAGAUUAACCAGGCUGGAGUGUUAGUGACAUCAUCCAUCCUGAACAGAAGAACAAAGGAACAAUAUCUUCUGCAAGUCCAGGUUUUUGAUAGUGGUCAGCCUCCUCUUUCUUCUUCGGCAUUUAUAAGCAUCUAUGUGAUACAACAAAGCCAGUACCCGCCUUCCGCACUUCCUCUUGAGAUCUUCAUCACAACUAAUGAACGAACCUUCCGAGGUGGAGUUCUUGGCAAAAUCCAUGCCACUGAUCGAGACCCCCAUGAUACGCUAGUAUAUAGCUUUGUGUCCGUAGUCCCUGAAAAGAAGCAAUUCUCUGUGGGACUUUCCGAUGGAAAAAUAAUUGCAAACGAUGGUCUCCAACAUGGCCACUAUUCUCUGAAUGUAAGUGUGAGUGAUGGGACCUUUUCAACCAUAACCAGAGUCCAGAUCCAUGUAUGGUCCUUCAGCCAGGAUGCCCUCGAUAAAGCUGUGAUGCUGCAUUUCCGCCAUCUUAACCCAGAAGAAUUUAUAAGUGACCACUGGCGCAACCUGCAGCGGUUUCUGGGGAAUAUCUUAGAGACAAAGCAACGGAAUGUCCACAUGGCUAGCUUGCAACCUUCAGAGGCUUCUGAUGGGGUGGAUCUUCUGUUGGCAGUUGGGGAACCUCAAUAUUCACUCUAUAAGCCCAGCUUCAUUGCUAACCGGAUUUCUCAGUCGACUGAAGAAAUGGACCAGCGAGUUGGGCUGCGGGUAAAGAAAGUGACCUAUAUCCCAUGCCAUGAGGCCAACUGUAUCAUUCAACGUGCUUGCAAAGAAACCUUUCAACUUGAUCCAGGCACAGUGUUCACUUAUAGUACUGCCCGAUUCAGUGUGCUCACUCCUCGGCACAGUUUGGAACAGAUCUGCUCUUGCAAUGGCACUGCUUUGAGGUUCAGUGGGCACAGUUACAUAUGGUAUCACCAUCAAGGCAAACGGGAUUGGCAGAUGCACUUCCAUUUACAAACCCACCAGUCCCAUGCCAUACUGCUUACUACCAAUGGAAGCAACAGUGCUGUCCUACAGCUUGUUAAUGGAGUACCUCAUCUUGGAUACAGAUGUCGGAGUGGCUUUAGUGCGAACCUUUCAUCUCACCGUUUUGUGAGUGACAAUGAGUGGCAUUCAGUCUUCCUAGAAGUGAAAAACCAUUCCAUCCAUUUGCUGGUUGAUGACAUGGGAAAUGCCUCUUUCCACCUCCCAGAGAGCUGUAGCAUUUCCCAUUCCACCAGAGACCUGUUGAUUGGAGGACUAGUACAGCAUCAUCAGCCUCAGAGAAUCACUGGGGGCUUCAGGGGUUGCCUGAAUGCUAUUACUGUGGAUGGAAGAGAUCUGGUGGUCCUGCCCAAAGAAAAACGGUCCAGAGGGGUGGUUGAAGAAUCAAGCAUUAGGCAGUGCUGUCCACACAGUGGUGCCUGUAGCAGCAACCCCUGCCUCAAUGACGGACUCUGCAGUGAGGUACAACAUGGAGGUUAUGUUUGCACCUGCUCCACACAGUUUUCUGGAGAUCACUGUGAAGUGGCUGACGGCCUUUGUGAAGGAAAUCCCUGUUUACAUGGAGGGACAUGUGAACUUUCUAAGAAAGGUGGCUAUACUUGCCGUUGCCCCGAGAGAUAUUGGGGGGAAAGAUGUGAAAAAGUCGCUGAGAAAUGUUUGGAAAAUCCAUGUCACAACUCAGGACGUUGUGUGAAUAGUGAGGGUUCUCCUCACUGCAUCUGUACAGAUCACUUCCAGGGAACAUUCUGCAUGGAAAGAAUUGGGAGUCCAACUACUAAUCCAUCCAGUGAGAUUUGGAAGCCUGAAGGGAUUGCCAAAAUAUCUGCUGGGGUGUUAGGUAUAGUCAUCCUGGUGAUAGCUAGUGUACUCAUCCACAAACGCUACUGCCACAAAGUCAAAGCUCACAAGCCAGUGGCCAAAGAAGAUCCAGACCUGCUCUCCAAGAGUGAAUUCUCAAAAAGUGUUGGGGUUGGCACACAAGGUCUUCCACCCAUUGAACUCAAUAUUUUGAACAAUGGUCAUCAUUUCAGUGCUCUAGACCCAGCCAAGCCUUCUGUUGCCUCAGAAUUUACCACUUUCAAUUCAAGGAAUGUGCAGAAACAACGGGGUGCCAUUGUGUGCAGUGUGGCUCCCAAUCUCCCAGCUGCUGCCCCCUUAUCUAACUCUGAUAAUGACUCUACAUUGAAGAGUUCCUGGACUGGAGAAAAAAUGG